This is a messenger RNA of Vigna unguiculata (cowpea), 2330 nucleotides long. RefSeq lists its product as uncharacterized. The record is from RefSeq and is a predicted model, not a curated record. Lineage: Eukaryota; Viridiplantae; Streptophyta; Magnoliopsida; Fabales; Fabaceae.
CUUUAUCAUCCUUGCUCUCCACUCUUUGAAAUUAAUCCCCCCCAUACCCACACCCCCACACACACUGCUUCACUUUCAAUGGUGCCGUCUUCCGCCGACCACGGCGGAGACCUUGGCUGCUCCCGGCAAGAAAUCAACGGCUUCGCCAAUGACCACGCGGAAAUGGCCACUCCUUGCACGGCAUCGUCGACGCUCGGCUAUAUCGUCGACGCGGUCCCGGCAAACGAGCGGGAGAAGCUCCGUAGAAUCCUAGUUGCGUCCGCAAAGGGUUUCUCGAUCGGCGCCGGCAUCAAGGGAGGCCUCGCUAUCUUCGCGAUCAUUGCGCGGUUGACGCGGAAAAAGCCGCCUAGGAAGGGGAUUGUGGUGACGAACAGCGAUGCAAUUGUCGCCGCUCUGAAGGAAACAUUGAGAUACGGUCUUUUCCUUGGAACCUUCGCCGGAACGUUCGUGUCCACCGACGAGGUUAUCGGUGCUCUGGCUGGUCACCGUAGGACUGCCAAGUGGAGGGCUCUGGUAGCAGGGGCGGUGGCCGGGUCUUCGAUGCUUCUGACAGGGUUAGAAGAUCAGCACACGAGUUUGGCGAUUUACAUUCUCAUGCGUGCUGCUGUCUUGGCGUCUCGUUGUGGGAUUAAGAGCAAACGGUUUGGAAAAAUUUGUAAGCCUCUCACGUGGAAGCACGGUGACAUUUUCCUCAUGUGUCUCUCCUCCUCACAGAUAUUGUCUGCUUAUAUAUUAAAGCAAGACAGUUUACCAGCUUCAUAUAAAUCCUUUCUCAAUAAGCAUGGUGGAAAGGAUCCAGUUAUCUUACAAGGUGUAAAAGAUAUAGCGAGUGGCAAGCCUUUCACUAAUUUGGGUGCAAUUGAGAAAUACUACAAGACCAUGGGUGUCAAUGUGAAAUUAAAACCAGAUAUGAAAGUCCCAUGCUCGAUUGUACAUGGGAAUCAAUCAUGCACUGGACAUAUCUUCACUUUUCUCCUUCAAGCUUACCAAAGAGCACUACCUGUUUAUCUUCCAGUUUAUCUGAUACCUGCACUUAUAGUUCAUAGAAAAGGACUUUUAGAAAGGCCUAGCACAAUAUUAACCAAGGGUCUUUUGGGCACAGCGAGAUCAAGCUUGUUUCUGUCUGUGUAUUGUGCUUCUGCUUGGAUGUGGACAUGCUUUCUUUUUAGGAUUUUCAAAAGAUGUAACAUUCCAAUGGUGGCCAUGGGAACGUUUCCAACUGGCAUUGCAUUGGCCAUUGAGAAGAAAAGCAGGCGAAUGGAAAUAUCAUUAUACUGCCUUGCCCGGGCGAUUGAGAGUUUCUUUACAUGUGUAGCUGAUGCAGGAUAUCUGCCACAAUCAAGAAGGAUCAAGAGGGCUGAUGUGGUGGUUUUCAGCUUGUCAACAGCCAUCAUAAUGCAUUGUUAUGCAGAGGAAAGGGAAGUGUUUAAAUCCAAAUACUUGAAUGUCCUUGAUUGGGUAUUUGGGGUACCUCCUCCUCCAUGUGAAACCCCGCGAUGCAAAGAUAGGUAGGUGAAAGUGCUAGCCCAACAGGGUUUUUUAUCUUGAAAAAUCGCCCUGACUUGAUUUUGCUUUCAAAAUUUCACUGGUGGCCUCCAACCUUAAUUGUGAUCCAGUAAAUCCACAUUCUAACGCAUCAUUCACAACACAUUGUUUAUUAUUGGGUAUAAUUCAUGUGUUCCUGAAUAAUAAAUUAAAUUCUUUAAAUUAGGGAAGACCCAUAUCAUUUAUCGGAACUCAUGUGAUUUUUACUCAAUAAUAAUGUAUUGAAAAGAGUGUGUUAGAAAGUAUUCUCUUCAUACCAAAAUAAGUGACGUGUUAAUUCAGUAAUUUUUUCUACCAGUCCCAAUUUAGGAUUUUAAUAAACAUUCAAUAUUUUAUUCUAUUUUCCCCUUAUAAAUUAUGAAUAUGGAAAUAGUCUUUAUCACAGAAUAAAUUAUAAAUUAUAAGGAUAAAUUAGGAAAUUUGUUCAACUUAUUUAUUUAUUAGUUUUCUUAAUAUUUGUAGAACACCUUAUACGUCACUUAUUUUGGAAAGAAGGGAGUAUAUUGAUUAUUUGUGUUUUGUUGGUGGGUUCAAGUGGAUCCUUGUCAUUCAGAAGGUACUUGUGGUAGGGAAUGUUUUAUUUUGGUUAUUGACAUGGUAUUGGCUGCUUAAAGUUUCUCACAUUUUGUAUUGAGUUGAGAAGUAUAAAGGAUUAUUUAUUUGAAGCAGUGGAGGGUGGCAACAUAGGUGUAGAAUCAGGUCCUUCCCUUUCUCAACUUAAAAAUGUAUAUGUGGAUUAUCUAUAUCUUUUUUAAGUAUAAUGUUAUAAUUUAGAUUCGAAUGUA